CCACAAUAAUAUUUCUUCUCUCUUGCUCUCUUUCUUUUCCUGCCAUGCCAAGUGCCCUCUAGAAGAAGAAGAAGAAGAGGAAGAGGAGGAAUCGGAAUCAUAUUCCUAUCUCUUUGCCUAUCCAUAUCCCUAUCCCUAGCUCCUUCUCCAUCCUUCAUUUUUAUUUUGGCCUUUGAAUUUCCUUCCUUCCAAAAAACAUAAAAUAAUGGGAUUCAAAUUCUACAAAAGGUUUAGUAAUUCAAUCUUGUUGUACAAAUCAUCCCAUUUUAUCUCUUCAGGACGCCAUACGAGUGCUACUAGCAGUGCCUGUGCCAGCUUCCUACUCCAACCACCCUUCAAUUCUCACUACCAAGUUAAUAAUAACAAUAGGUAUAACAACCCUCCUCCUUUCAUAAUCCACAGAAGGUGGCAUUUUGGCCAUUCUCAUGCCCAUCACUCUGACCACCACCACCGACCCUCUCCUGGUGAGCAAAGCGAAAGUAUAUUCCGUUUGGGACUCGCUGCCGAUAUCGGCUUGGCGGCUGGAAAGGCUUUCACUGGCUAUUUAUCUGGUAGCACUGCCAUCAUCGCCGACGCUGCUCAUUCUGUCUCUGACGUGGUGCUUAGUGGGAUUGCGUUGUGGUCUUUCAAAGCUGGGAUGGCUCCUAAAGAUAAAGAACACCCUUAUGGGCAUGGCAAGUUUGAAACUCUUGGAGCCCUUGGGAUAUCUUGCAUGCUUUUAGCAACUGCUGGUGGUAUUGCGUGGCAUGCAUUAGAUCUUUUACUUGGGUUGCUGACUGCAGUGCCUGAGGUAGCAAACCAUCCAUUGACCCAUGAACAUGUGCAUAAUCAUCUUCAAGGUGGGCAUCAUCAUGGGGUUGACAUGGAUCAUCCCAUCCUUGCUUUGAGUAUGACAAUUGUAUCAAUUUCUGUUAAAGAAGGGCUCUUCUGGAUAACAAAACGAGCUGGGGAAAGGCAAGGAAGUGGACUAAUGAAAGCAAAUGCUUGGCAUCAUCGUGCAGAUGCCAUUUCAUCUGUUGUUGCUCUUAUUGGUGUUGGAGGGGCUAUUCUUGGAGUAAAGUUCCUGGAUCCUCUUGCUGGACUUGUUGUCUCGAGUAUGAUACUUAAAGCUGGACUUGAAUCAGGGUACCAGAGUGUUUUGGAAUUGGUAGAUGCUGCAAUCCCAGAGGAAGAUCUGUAUCCUAUAAAGCAAACAAUACUACAAGUUCAGGGAGUCCAGGGAUGCCAUCGCUUGAGAGGAAGGAGAGCUGGUUCAUCUCUAUACCUUGAUGUACAUAUUGUGGUUGAUCCUUUUCUUAGUGUUAGUGCUGCUCAUGAAAUCGGUGAAAAUGUUCGCCAGGAAAUUCACAACUCCCAUCCAGGAAUAGCUGAAGUUUUUAUACACAUAGAUCCCGCAUAUUUAUGUAUUUCUCCUACUAUGAUGGAUCAAGAAGAAAAUUUAAAUGGAAAAGGGAAUCAGAAUAAAAAGAUUUCUUUGGAUGACAAAGACAUUGAAUUGAUUGUUUCUGGCGUUUUCUCAUCAAAGAUCCCGGAGAAAAUAGAGGUUGAGCGUAUAACCCGCCACCUGAUGCAAGGCAAUAUAUUACUCCAAAUUGAAAUUUCCAUGCGCCCUAGCAUCUUGAUUAGGGACGCCAUGGAACUGGCAGGAGAAGCAGAAAAGGAAAUCUUAAAGGCAUCCUCUAGUAUCAUUCAAGUUGGUUUUCUGCUAAGAUUAGGGAGUCCCAUCCCCAAGUUUGUCAAUGAAUAGUUGGGAUGCCUCAGGGACGGAAGCUCAUCCACUGAUCUGCAUGUUUGUAUUUUAGAACAGUGCAUUUGUUGGAUUUUGUAUACAUAGUCCCUAACCCUGAAAGCGGAAUUGUCUAAUUGCUUAUGAGAGGUACCAUACAAAGACCGCUAGGAGUAACCCCAUAACAUUCUAUAAAAUAAAACAGCAGGAUGGAAUUGCAUA
Populus euphratica (Euphrates poplar) is the source of this 1948-nucleotide messenger RNA. Its product is annotated as metal tolerance protein 2-like. Lineage: Eukaryota; Viridiplantae; Streptophyta; Magnoliopsida; Malpighiales; Salicaceae. Gene Ontology annotation, biological process: transmembrane transport; monoatomic cation transport. The transcript is spliced from 11 exons. Gene Ontology annotation, molecular function: monoatomic cation transmembrane transporter activity. Bases 206 to 1747 code for a protein of 513 amino acids. The record is from RefSeq and is a predicted model, not a curated record. Gene Ontology annotation, cellular component: membrane.